CCGGCCGCGAGCGCCGAGGUGCCGCCGCCGCCGCCGCCGCCGGGAUGUGACCUUCAGAGCCGCCCGCACGGGAUGACCGGAGCCACCGCCCCGCGGCGCCCGCGGCUCGCCUCGGCCUCCCGGGCGCUCUGAGCGCGCGCCCCCGGCCGGGUGCUCGUCCCCACGCCCGGCCCUCGGCCCUCGCUCGCCCCGGCCCGGCCCGGCCCGGCCCCGCCAUGCCGCCGCCGCCCGGGCCCGCCGCCGCCCUGGGCACCGCGCUGCUGCUGCUCCUGCUGGCUUCCGAGUCCGCGCACGCCGUAAUGCUGCGGGCGCGCGAGGCAGCGCAGUUCCUGCGGCCCCGGCAGCGCCGUGCCUACCAGGUCUUCGAGGAAGCCAAGCAGGGCCACUUGGAGAGGGAGUGCAUUGAGGAGCUGUGCAGCCAGGAGGAGGCCCGGGAGGUGUUCGAGAACGACCCGGAGACGGACUAUUUUUAUCCAAGAUACUUAGACUGCAUUACUAAGCAUGGAUCUCCGUACACAAAGAGCCCAGAUUUUGUUACAUGUGUUCAAAAUCUGCCUGACCAGUGUUCCCCGAACCCCUGCACCAAGGAGGGGACACAAGUCUGCCAAGACCUCAUGGGCAACUUCUAUUGCCAGUGCCGAGCCGGCUGGGGGGGGCGGCUCUGCGACAGAGAUGUCAACGAGUGUGGCCAGCAGAACGGGGGCUGCAACCACAUCUGUUUCAACAAGCCGGGCAGCUUCCACUGUGCCUGCUACAGCGGCUACGCACUCUCCCAUGAUGGCAGGACCUGCCAAGACGUGGAUGAGUGUGCAAAUGGAGCUGCCUGCGGGGAGGCGCGCUGCCAGAACCUGCCUGGCUCCUACUCCUGCCUCUGUGAUGAGGGCUACGCAUUCAGCUCCCAGGAGAAGGCCUGCCGAGAUGUGGACGAGUGUGCGGAGGGACGCUGUGAGCAGGCCUGCAUCAACUCCCCAGGGGGAUACAGCUGCCACUGUGAUGGACGUGGAGGCCUCAAGCUGUCCCCAGACAUGAACACCUGUGAGGAUAUUUUGCCCUGCGUGCCUUUCAAUGUGGCCAAAAGCAUGAAGUCCUUGUACCUGGGUCGCAUGUUCAGCGGGACACCAGUGAUCAGACUGCGCUUCAAAAGGCUACAGCCCACCAGGCUGGUCACCGAAUUCGACUUCAGGACCUAUGACCCUGAAGGCGUCCUCUUCUUUGCUGGAGGCCAUCAGGACAGUACCUGGAUCGUGCUGGGCCUGCGGGCUGGCCGGCUGGAACUGCAGCUCCGCUACCAUGGUGUCGGCCGUGUCACCAGCAGUGGGCCUGUCAUCAACCACGGCACAUGGCAGACGAUCUCCGUGGAAGAGCUGGAUCGGAAUCUGGUCAUCAAAGUGAACAAAGACGCUGUCAUGAAGAUCGCGGUGGCCGGGGAUCUGUUUCAGCUGGACAGAGGGUUGUACCACCUGAACCUUACCGUGGGAGGCAUUCCCUUCAAAGAGAAGGACUUGGUCCAGCCUAUAAACCCCCGCCUGGAUGGCUGUAUGAGGAGCUGGAACUGGCUGAAUGGUGAAGACACCACCAUCCAAGAGACUGUAAAAGCAAACCCCAAGAUGCAGUGCUUCUCUGUGACGGAGAAAGGGUCCUUCUACCCUGGGAGCGGGUUUGCCUUCUACAGCCUGGAUUACAUUCUACAUGCAUUCAGGGGACAAUUAUCGGGAGCUGACUGUAACAGACCCCACUCAGGGCUGGGGACCCACAGAUGGUUCGGGAUGCGUGCUUGCAGCUCAGUGGAACUCUCCAGGAACCUGCCUGCAGCAGAGCGCCGGAGCUCCAACAUCAGUGGCCCAAAUGGACUCCUCCGUCAGGAUGCUGACGGUCCCUGAGACGCGGCACUUCACUCCGUGGGGCGGAGUCUGUCCUCCGGCGCCGACAUCAGCAGAUUCAAGCGUAGGGAGGAAGUGUGCUGUGGUGUUGGCCCCCAGAGCACCACGAGCCAGCCCUUUCUACCGGAAUGUGUUUUCUGGAACCACCCAUGCAAGAUGUGCAGGAUGCUCUACGCGUCCUUCGCUCUGAUGCUCAUGCAUCCUAUCCCAUAUACGUCACAUGCGUUCUGUAUACAUAAGGUGCCUACAUGUGGAGCUGCUCCCCUGAGGCGGUACAGUGGCAGCAGCGCUGCCCCCCGUGGCAGGAAGCCAUGUGUCUGUGAGGAUGGCGCUCAGUGCAGCUCGCAGAGACUCCAAGGUUCUCUAAGCAAUCUGACCUGUUGGUCGGCCUGACGGGCACAGGUGGGGCUGGCGGCUUGAGGGCCCACAGCUCAAGCGUGUUCUGCGGGAGAGGAAGCGGAGGGCCCAUGGAGGGGCGCCGUGGCUCCUGGGGUGCGAGGUGGAGCAGGCACUGGCAGCCAGCAAGGACCCCGGAGCCCGAGUCAGGAGCGCAUGUCCCACAGCGGCUGGCUCCCCGGGGACGGGGUCCUGGCGCCCAGGCCUGGUUCUCCUGUGGCCCUGUGUUCAGGUGGGACCCCUGCGGCCAGGCGGGGCGGGGGGCUGCCCCCCUCACUCACCACAGCCUGCCCCGCCUGGA
Messenger RNA from Nyctereutes procyonoides (raccoon dog), 2577 nucleotides. RefSeq names its product growth arrest specific 6 (gene GAS6). The coding region runs from base 216 to 1880 and encodes 554 amino acids. The transcript has 13 exons. Lineage: Eukaryota; Metazoa; Chordata; Mammalia; Carnivora; Canidae. The record is from RefSeq and is a predicted model, not a curated record. Gene Ontology annotation, molecular function: calcium ion binding. Gene Ontology annotation, cellular component: extracellular region.